Messenger RNA from Psammomys obesus (fat sand rat), 579 nucleotides. RefSeq names its product SPEG neighbor (gene Spegnb). Lineage: Eukaryota; Metazoa; Chordata; Mammalia; Rodentia; Muridae. The record is from RefSeq and is a predicted model, not a curated record.
AUGGGAGCCUGGAGUGCUGAUGAAGCCUGGAGGGGUGGGGUUGUGAGUUUCAGAAGGAAAUGGCUUCUGGAGCCUCUGAAGGACAUAGUUCAUGAAGGUGGCACCAUCAAGCUGGCUUGCUGAAUGUCAUUCUCAGACCUGCUUAUUUGCUGGAUUAAGGUCAAGGGGCUGUGCAAUGGACAUAAGUGACGCUAUGUCCCCAAGGACCCUGAUGUGGUGGCUCUGGUGGUGCAAGACACCGAGUUGACCUACCUGGACCAGUAUAGCAUCAGCAUAGCCAAUCCCUUCUGCCAGUGCUCAGACUCAUGUAUCCUUGUGGAAGACUCACAUGUUCAAAAGGGACCUGAUAACACUAAGACACGCAAAGACACCAUGGUAACACUGACUGCCCAGAUCCUGGGCUAGCCUCUGCCGGAUGUCCGCUGGACCAAGGAUAGAGAGGACAUCAAGGUCGACGACAGGGAAGGGCUGGGGUCUGCGAAAAAGGCAGGGCCCGGGGCUGGAACCUGUGUGAUACUGUUCCCAGAAACCUUGCAGAAGGAUGAGGGUCGCUGGACCGCAAAGAACAGAGCUUUCUAG